Nymphaea colorata (pocket water lily) is the source of this 3232-nucleotide messenger RNA. Its product is annotated as cation-chloride cotransporter 1. Bases 59 to 3001 code for a protein of 980 amino acids. The record is from RefSeq and is a predicted model, not a curated record. The transcript is spliced from 13 exons. Gene Ontology annotation, cellular component: membrane. Gene Ontology annotation, molecular function: chloride:monoatomic cation symporter activity. Gene Ontology annotation, biological process: monoatomic ion transport; transmembrane transport. Lineage: Eukaryota; Viridiplantae; Streptophyta; Magnoliopsida; Nymphaeales; Nymphaeaceae.
AAUUUGUGAUUGUUGCUCUGGUGUGUGAGAGAGAGAGAGAGAGAGAGAGGAAAGAAGGAUGGGAAAUGGAGAGAUCGAGGGGGCAAACGAGGUGACACCACCACGGACGAAUCGCCAAUAUCAACCUGUGGUCGCCCAUGACAGGGCCGUCCUCGAGAUGUCAUCAAUCCCGCUUGAAUCGUCCUCCUCUAGACUCCCUCGGCCCGAACCCCCUCUCAGGAACAUCAAAAUGAGCUCACAGUCAACUGAUGCAGGGGCAAGCAUGAACAAUGAAUCUUCUUCACAUGCAGGGCCUGGUGGAUCCCUAAGGGAUUCAAAAUUAGAAUUGUUUGGUUUUGAUUCCCUUGUCAAUAUUCUUGGUCUUCGAAGCAUGGCAGGGGAGCAAGUUGCUGCACCGUCCAGUCCAAGAGAUGGUGAAGAUGUUUCCAUCACUCUUGGAGAGCCUAAGAGAACUAAAGUUAGACUUGGGACGUUAAUGGGUGUGUUCGUCCCUUGCUUGCAAAAUAUAUUGGGAAUCAUCUACUAUAUCCGAUUUUCAUGGAUUGUUGGAAUGGCAGGCAUAAGUGAUUCCCUUCUUUUGGUAUCCUUAUGUGGACUAUGCACGUUUUUAACUGGGAUAUCUUUAAGUGCCAUUGCAACUAAUGGUGCUAUGAAGGGUGGUGGACCAUAUUAUCUCAUUGGUCGAGCUCUUGGGCCAGAGGUUGGUGUUAGCAUUGGCUUAUGUUUCUUUCUCGGGAAUGCUGUUGCUGGUGCCCUUUAUGUAUUGGGAGCUGUUGAGACAUUCCUAAAUGCAGUUCCUGCUGCUGGAAUCUUUAGAGAGAGCGCAACAAGUGUAAAUAGUACUUCUAUUGGACAAAAUGUAACUGCGGAGACAAUCUAUAGUCCAAGUUUACAUGAUCUGCAAGUCUAUGGAGUGGUCGUUACCAUUCUUCUUUGCUUUAUUGUAUUUGGGGGCGUGAAAAUUAUCAACCGGGUUGCUCCUGCUUUUCUCAUUCCUGUCCUCUUCUCACUUUUCUGCAUUUUUAUUGGGAUUUUUGCAGCUCCACGACGGGGUGCACCUGAUGGUAUAACUGGAUUGAGUUUGCACACUUUCAAGGAGAAUUGGAGUCCAUUCUAUCAGCGGACAAACAGAGGUGGGAUACCUCAACCUGAUGGAGAAAUAUACUGGAGCUUCAAUGCUCUGGUUGGUCUUUUCUUUCCUGCGGUCACUGGAAUUAUGGCUGGGUCUAACCGUUCUGCAUCGCUAAGAGAUACACAGCGGUCUAUACCAGUUGGAACAUUAGCUGCUACACUUACAACAUCUGCCUUGUAUUUGAUUUCUGUUUUGCUUUUUGGAGCUUUGGCUUUGCGUGAAAAGCUAUUGACAGACAGGCUUCUUACAGCCACAGUUGCUUGGCCAGCUCCAGUUAUCAUUCAUAUUGGGAUCAUAUUGUCUACUCUAGGUGCAGCACUUCAGAGUCUGACAGGAGCUCCUAACUUACUUGCGGCUAUUGCAAAUGAUGACAUCCUUCCAGUUCUUAAAUAUUUUAAGGUUGCUGAGGGUGGUGAGCCACACCUUGCAACAUUGUUCACAGCCUUUAUCUGUAUCGGGUGCGUGAUUAUUGGGAAUCUUGAUCUCAUAACACCUACAAUAACCAUGUUUUUCCUUCUGUGUUAUGCUGGUGUAAAUUUAUCUUGUUUCCUUCUUGACCUGCUCGAUGCUCCAAGCUGGCGCCCACGAUGGAAGUACCACCACUGGAGCCUCUCUCUUUUUGGGGCAUCACUUUGUGUAGUGAUCAUGUUCUUGAUAUCUUGGUCAUUCACUGUGGUCUCUCUGGUUCUUGCGGGUUUGAUAUAUUAUUAUGUGAGCAUUAAGGGAAAAGCUGGAGAUUGGGGUGAUGGUUUCAAAAGUGCAUACUUUCAACUAGCUUUGCGGAGUCUUCGAUCAUUAGGAGCCAGCCAAGUCCACCCGAAGAACUGGUAUCCCAUACCUUUAAUCUUCUGCCGCCCCUGGGGGAAGUUGCCAGAGAAUGUCCCAUGUCAUCCAAAGCUGGCAGAUUUUGCCAACUGCAUGAAAAAGAAAGGACGAGGUAUGUCAAUCUUUGUUUCCAUUCUUGAUGGUGAUUAUUAUGAGAAGGCUGAGGAGGCAAAAAUUGCAUGCCGGCAAUUAAGCACCUAUAUUGAUUACAAACACUGUGAGGGUGUGGCUGAGAUUAUUGUUGCUCCUUCUAUGUCUGAGGGUUUUCGUGGAAUUGUUCAAACCAUGGGCCUUGGAAAUUUGAAACCAAACAUUGUUGUCAUGCGGUAUCCUGAGAUAUGGCGAAGAGAGAACCUCCAUGAAAUACCGGAAACUUUUGUAAGCAUCAUCAAUGACUGUAUAGUUGCUAACAAAGCAGUGGUGAUUGUGAAGGGCUUAGAUGAAUGGCCUGGCGAGUAUCAAAAACAAUAUGGUACAAUCGAUCUCUACUGGAUAGUGAGGGAUGGAGGACUCAUGCUUCUCUUAUCACAACUUUUACUAACUAAAGAGAGCUUUGAAAGCUGUAAAAUACAGGUCUUCUGCAUAGCUGAAGAGGAUACAGAGGCAGAAGAUCUAAAAGCAGAUGUGAGGAAGUUCCUUUACGAUCUUCGGAUGCAGGCAGAGGUGAUUGUGGUGACUAUGGGGGACGUGAAUGUCGAUGGCAGGAAGGAGGACGAGUCAGUUGAGGCAUUUGUAGCAGCUCAGAAGAGGAUAAAAGAGAAAUUUGCAGAGAUGAGGCAAUUGAGAGAGGAAGAGAAACCAGAGACACCACUCGACGUUGAUGAGACUCAAGUGAACAAAUUUCUGUAUACUACAUUGAAACUCAAUUCCACAAUACUCAGGUAUUCAAGAAUGGCAGCAGUAGUGCUGGUCAGCUUGCCGCCACCACCAGUCAGCCAUCCUUCAUAUUGCUACAUGGAGUACAUGGAUCUCCUGGUUGAGAAUGUGCAGAGACUUCUGAUUGUGAGAGGAUACAGGAGAGAUGUGGUCACAUUGUUUACAUAGUCAUGCAGUGAGAUUAUUGGUCAGCUUCCGACACCACCUGUGGACCAUCCUUUAUAUUUCUAUACAAAACACAUGGAUCUUUUUGUUGUGUAUGUAGAAAACUUCUGAGUGUGAGGAGACAAGCGAGGUGGUUACUAUUUACGUAGGCAUAUUCAUUAGAUCUAGUUUUUUCUUUUCCCAUUUUUCCACAUGUAUUUUCUUCAUUGGUUUUAAUUUUAGUUCAAUUUUCCA